GUCUACCUGCUCUCUGCCUCGUUUCUUCUCCGACGUCCUCCCUGCGCUCUGCUAUCCCCGCGUCUGUCUCGAAUCGCCCAAGCCUGGCUGCACGUCCAUUCGAUCUCGUCGCCAAGGGGCGACCCUUCGUCGACCAAGAAAAGAACAGGAAAGGGAAGGAAAAGGAAGCAAAGGUGACUUCCUUCUUGCUCACCUGACGCACACCGCACCUCGUUUCGCACGCCCCAGGGCAAAAUACGCGCGUGCUCCCUCUUGAGUCCCACGCUCGGACUCCCCUUUCAACUCGCCAUUGUUUUCCCAGCCCCUCUCCGCUCUGUCUUCUCGUACGACCCAGUGCCAAAGCCUGGGAGCGCAGACCUCGGAUCCCGCUGGCUUUGAAAGACGACAAGGGAAUAAAACAAAAAGGGCGUCUACCACUGGCAGAGCGGCUGCACAAAUGGGGCCGUGAUGGGCGAGCACUUUGACCACCACCAGCGACCCUCUCCGAGGACGCUGUCGCCGCCGCCGCGACAUCUCCCCUCGUCAGGCUUCACUCGUACGCACAGGAACCUGGAGAUGAGCACGCGCCUGCCUCCUUCGCUGUUGAUGGCGGAGAGCAGCGACGAGUCCAAUGUCCCCUUCCGAAGGACGUUCAGCAGCGAGCAUGAGAAGAGCGAAGAUCCUCGCUUUCGUCCUUCGCGGCCCAUUCUUCCCUAUCCCGCCGAAGCUCGUGUGAGCCGCGAGGGCGAGCCCAGCAACGCGCGCUUCAGCAACAUCGUCUCUGGCCCUGGCCCUCCCAGUCUGCCCCCGCUGCUGCCACCCCCGCUGCCGACACCGCUUCCCACACAUCCGGCCCACCAGCAUGGAGAACACUAUCCACGCUUUCUUCAGGGGGGCUCGCUACCAUCACUGCCACCUCUGGACGCGCGUUCCGCGGGCGGUGGCAGCAGUGGCAGCAGGAGCAUGCCUGGCAGCCGAGCGAGACUAGCGAGCUCGAGCAGCUGGCUCAAUGACGAGGAGGUAGCCGACGCACCUCGGAGACGACUCGAGGGGGACGAUGGUCACUUCCAUCUUCGUCCCCACCCCCCUUCGCCCUCACGGCUGCCACCACUCCAGCUAUCACAACGGCAGCUUCCCCCUCCCAGCAGCCUGGUUCAUGAUAUGAGGUCUGACGCUAGUGCUAGUCCUCGGUCUUCGUCCAGUGCAAUCUACCCACACUCUUCCAAUCGCGCCGCCUACCUCGACAACGAGGUGUCUUUCGGCUACGACGGUGAGCGGCGCCAAGCAAGAGCAACUCCGCACCGGGCUGCCGACACCUUUGUCGCCUCUCUCAUGCGGGCGGCCCAGUCGCCCGAGUCCGUUGCGCCAUCCUCGCCUCCUCAGCCAAGCUCUGACUACAAUCGUCCUUGGCAUUACCACAGUCGGGCCUCGCCAACAACGUCGGAGGUUACCAUGAGUUCAAGCACCAAUGCGCAUGCAGCUGUGCAUACACCUGCGCACACAGCUAGGUGGACCGACAACUCGCGGCCAUCACCUCUUCAGCACCCACAGUACCCCCCUCACCAGGCAUCGCCUCGAAUGUCGUCGACGCAAAAGGCAGCAGCUGGCUCGCAUCGCAAGAGAGCCGAGGCAGGAUCCGACGACAUGGAGAAUGAAUGGAACCAGGCGCAAUUUGACAAUGCCUCGGCAUGGUCGCAGCUGAGCCCCGACCAGAGGCGAGAGAGGGUCCGCGACAAUGUGAUACGGGCCAAGGCCGAGCUGCUGAGUCGGUGGGCCGACUCCACCGUCGAGGGCGAGACUGCCGUGACGACGAUCCGGUGCAUGUUUGCCAACAUUGCCCAAAAGAGCUAUGGCAGCGAGAAGCGCUUCCUCUGCCCGCCUCCGCUGGUGCGGGUCAUGGGGCCGCUGCGGCCGACAAGAUGGCUCUCUGUCCGCGUCGUCGCUGGCGAGUCGCCCUCGCCCAGCUCUCUGCCAGGCAUAUCGUCGUUGUCGUCGUUGUCGUCGUCUUCGGCAUCCACCGGUCGCUCCGAGGCAACGGCAGCCAAUCUGGUGGGAGGUGCAAAUGGAGAAGAUGAAGCUGCUUUGGAUCAAAGCACAAGGGAGGCACGCUUUGGCAAGCUGCACGUCGGCACCCUCAACGAUGGCAGAAGCAAGGUGUUCCGGCUGCAGGUCAACCUGCUGCGCGCCCAUCUCAAGGGAUCCGCGGGCACCGCGUCCAAACGAAUCCGUGGAAACGACGGCAGUGCUGUCUCCCCAUGGAACCCAAGUGGCCUUUCUGCCUCCUCUUCCCAUCAGGAGCAGCAGCAGCCACAGCAGCAAGGUCAACCCAUCAUUCCCAGCAAUGCUUGGUUGACGUUCCACACGGCGCCCAUCAAUGUCAUCUCCAAGCCCGCGCGCAAGUCUGUGCGCACGAGGGCAGCGUCACCCGCCAUUGCCAGCGGCUCGCUCGUGUGCUUCUACAAUCGUCUCAACUCGCAAACGGUUCGGACCAAGUACCUGAGCGUCGAGGCACCCACCGGCGAUGGGACGGCAGCAAGCGCUCGCAAACUCGUCGCUCGACAGGACGGCUGGGAGGGCUUCGCCCUUGAGCUGCUUGCUCGCCCUCUCAACGACCCUGCCGUGGCCCGCGCAAAUUCUCGCGGAAUUCCUUCUGACGACUGGGGCAUCAGCUACGGGAGCAUUGUGUGCCUUCGUGACGUCGCCACAGACCUCUGCUCGGACCCCAUGCUCAUCUGUAAGGUCGACAAGGGCCGCGUCGAGCUGUCGAGCAUCAUGGGUGGUAGACACGAGGGCCAGGAGGGCAACAAGAUCAGAUUUCAGAUCUGUGGCAGGGACCGCGAGCAGGCUCGCGCCCAGCUCUUUGGCGGAAGCGUCAAGUGGGCUGGGUCUGCGAGCACUGAACCGCAAGCUAGUCGACGAGUCGUCGAGCAGGAUGGACGUCGCGAUGACGGCGAAGACGACACAACGCCCGCCGAGAGAGAUGCAUCGAGGGAAGGUAGUGCUGCUGCGGGUGCGGUCGAGUCUAGCACUCCGAUGCUCCCCGAUCCCAAUAGCACCGUGGGAGGGCCGGUCAUCCAGAUGCAAAAGGUGACACUGAUGCACGUCACGCCUCACCGCGUCCCUGGUCAGCCGAGGGAUUCUUUCGAGCUCGAGUGUGACUUCUCGUCGUCGCGAGCCUAUCUGUGUUCGACUGCCUUUGAGAUGUUGUCUGCUGGAGAGGGCACACAGGGAGGAGCGUCCGCAAGGGAGAGCUCUGGCUUCGCCUUUGCACGCACGCUCGAAUCAGUCCGUCAACGCGCCGCAGCUCGUCUCAGCUCGACAACUGGCAUGCCGUCAAGGGAUGAGCACUGGGAGGAGAGCAAGUCCGCGCCCCUACCUGCUCGACGGCCCACAUCGCCAGGAGGCACGGGCAGCAGCAACCUGCCGUGCCCCGUCGGAUACGCCCGACCACCUCUCGUCCUGCAUGAGAAUGGAGGUCUCUCCGGUCGUCCCGAGGUCGACGUGCUGGAUGACCAAUUCUGCUGGACUGUUGUCACCAUCUCUCGCACCGAAGCGUCAUUCAUCGAGGCAAAUGCACAGGAUCGUACCCGUCUUGGGGGAGCUCAUCUGGCUGCCUCGCCGUUGCCUGUUACCCCGCUGCCCAUGCUGGCGGCAGAGCCCACGCUUGACGACCGUCUGCAUUCGAUUUUCAUGACCGUUCAAGACUUCCACUACUCCAAUUCCGACGCUGCCCCGCCGCCAUCGUCGCUGAUUCCGUCGAGCACAUCCGAUGAUCGACUCGCUCAUGAGGUCUGGGUGGGCCACCUGGGACCUCUAUCGCUCCGCGUCACCUCUGCUGGCCCCAACUUAUCCGAUGUCACCGCCUCGCUGCCUGCGCUCGCUGAGCUCCUUGACACUAGUCGUGAAUUCGGUCAGCCUCCUGCCAUCGAGAACGAGGACACCGGGCCAGACGGUGCCCGCGCCAUGAGGCUUCCGCUCCUCUUCGUUCGCGUCUCGGACGGACUCGCGUUCCUGUCGGGCCGAUUCCUGCAGGGCCACCAAGCGUCACCCUCGUCUUCGUGGACGUUGCAGCUCAUCUGAUCUCCUUUACCUGCCCUUGCUCAUUAUGCUGCCUCUUCUUUCUCAUCCUUUCUUCUCAGCAUCUGGGCCUUUCCUCUCUCUCUCUCUCUCUCUCUCUCUCUUCUUUCUACACUCCUCUUCGCAUCUGUUCUUUUUAGUGACCACACAAGCAUCCCCGUUGUAGAUAAUAAUUAGUACUAGGGUCCUACCGACGCACUCUUCCUCGAGACGGAACAGCACGUCCUGGAUUAUAAUGUCAUCC
Acaromyces ingoldii is the source of this 4300-nucleotide messenger RNA. RefSeq lists its product as hypothetical. Gene Ontology annotation, molecular function: RNA polymerase II cis-regulatory region sequence-specific DNA binding; DNA-binding transcription activator activity, RNA polymerase II-specific. The transcript has 3 exons. Gene Ontology annotation, cellular component: nucleus. The record is from RefSeq and is a predicted model, not a curated record. Gene Ontology annotation, biological process: regulation of transcription by RNA polymerase II. The coding region runs from base 448 to 4059 and encodes 1203 amino acids. Lineage: Eukaryota; Fungi; Basidiomycota; Exobasidiomycetes; Exobasidiales; Cryptobasidiaceae.